Molecule: messenger RNA, 3585 nt
Organism: Talaromyces rugulosus
Lineage: Eukaryota; Fungi; Ascomycota; Eurotiomycetes; Eurotiales; Trichocomaceae
Exons: 5
Cellular component (GO): SBF transcription complex; MBF transcription complex
Molecular function (GO): DNA binding; protein binding; transcription coactivator activity
Source: RefSeq, a predicted model, not a curated record
CGCUCUACUAGACGCUCGACAUUGCUCUGGAGCGCUGGGAGGAGAUUUGCAGGCUCUUCAUGCACGCGUUUGCCUGACCUUGUUCGCCUUCUGCAAGGUCCCGUCGGUGUCAUGGCCACUAACAGCACCCACCAUCGCCAGCGCCCCAGUCUCGCCAUGUCCUACUCGCAAAACAGUAUCGGCUCGGCCAAUGGGCUAUCUCACAUGGGCUCGUUCAAUGCCUCUCAGUCUGUCUCUUCAACACCCGCCCCCACCCCCCCGGGCCGAAAUUCCCAGCAGUCGGGAAUGUCGUAUAAUAAUUUCACAAAUGGCAUGUCGCAGUCUUCGAUGCAAUCCAAUUUUGCAGGCUACGACGGCUCCAACGGCUACGGGGUGAUGAUGCCCUACCAGGAGGAUUACAAGCCUCAGAUUUACCGAGCUGUUUAUUCAAACGUGUCUGUCUACGAAAUGGAAGUCAAUGGUGUCGCCGUCAUGAAACGUCGGUCCGACUCGUGGUUAAACGCUACGCAGAUUUUAAAAGUUGCCGGUGUCGUCAAAGCCAAGAGAACAAAAACGCUCGAGAAAGAAAUUGCUGCCGGAGAACAUGAAAAGGUCCAGGGUGGUUAUGGCAAGUACCAAGGUACUUGGGUCAGCUACCAGCGAGGCGUUGAGCUUUGUCGUGAAUAUGCAGUAGAAGAAUCGCUGCGGCCGCUUCUUGAAUACGACAUGGGGGAUGGGAGUGCCAGGCGUGCGUCUCUCGAGACACCUACCAAGGAGCAGGCAAUGGCCGCACAACGGAAACGCCUGUAUAAUGCCGAGAACCGCGGAAUAAACCAGCCAGCUCAAGCAACCUUUUUCCAAAACAUGUCCCGAACAGCUGCAAAUGCCGUCAAUGCAAUUAGCAAAGCUCGCUUCGACUCGCCCAACAAGCGGCGACCCAGCAUGAUGCGAAACUCGUCCUCCCAGCAGCAAAUGAGUAGCCAAGAGUCGCUUGGUGUUCCCGUUGCCUCUCAGGGUACUAUGUACAGUGUAGCCUCUGACAGCGGCUUCGCAAGUCAACAUCAGAAUGGGGGACGAAACGAUUUACCUUUUGAUCAAGAGGAUGCAUUGGAGCCUCCGCGAAAACGGAUCAGGAGCACGCCCAACCAUGGUCGUUCCUUUGGCGGUAAUAGCACUCUAUCUGCCUACGAACCUACACCUACAGAACCAAACGAAUCAUUCUACCAGCAGUUGGACGGCCCCAUGCUCGUGGAUGACCCUCAGGAUGGAAAGGAGCCUCUUGCUGCUGCAACUAACCCGGACCAUUUUCACAAAAUGAAAUUGAUCAUGACAUUGUUCCUUGACAAGCGAGUCAAGGACUUUGCAACCCAUCCUGCUAUAAUGCAACUAUCAGGUGAAGACCUUGAGAUUCCCUUGGAUGAAUAUCAGAACACCGCUCUACACUGGGCGGCAAUGCUCGCCCGCCUGCCAUUGUUGAACGCUCUCGUGGAAAAGGGCGCGAGUAUUCGCCGCCAAAAUUCUACUGGCGAGACGGCGUUGCAGAAAGCAGUGGGAACAAGAAAUAAUCUUGAUUAUCGCACAUUUCCUCGGUUGCUGGAGAUGUUUGGGCCUACGAUCGACAUGGUUGACCACAAUGGCAGAUCAAUUCUCCAUCACAUUGCCCUCAUGGCAGCAACUGGCGGCGGAGCACAUGUGUCUGCCAAGCACUAUCUCGAAGCACUUUUGGAAUUUGUUCUCCGUCAUGGUGCCCAAGCCAAAGAGAAUUCUGAAAACCCAUCCACCAACAGCGAGAAUGGAGUCACUGAGAAUGGUCAACCCCAAGGUGAAAUCAUCAGCUUAGGCAGGUUUGUUUCAGAGUUGGUCAACCUACGUGACGAUCAAGGGGACACUGCUCUCAAUAUCGCUGGUCGCGCCAGGUCUGUCCUAGUACCACAAUUGCUGGAGGUGGGAGCUGAUCCUUAUGUUGCCAACCACACCGGUCUCCGCCCUGCCGACUAUGGCGUCGGUGUGGAUAUGGUCAGUGAGUCCUCUCAGUCGCAACAAAGCGGCGAGAAAAAGGAUUCGUUUAUAGAUCAGUUGGCAAAGACUAAAAAGGAAAUCCUAGAUGCUACUCUGGCUCAGAUUGGGACUUUGGUGGAGGAGACUUUGGGUGGCAUUGACCGCAAUUUGACUUCUGAGCUUAGCAAAAAGCAAGCAGAAUUUGACCAUUGGCAUGCAAAGAUCCGUGAAAGUGCGCGUGCGAGACAAAUCGACCAGAAUGAGGUCGAUGGGUUGAAGCGGAAAGCAUCGAAUCAAAUCGAAGUUGGUCGACGGAUAAAAAACCUUGAACGAGAUUCCGAGGAGUUGCUUGUGGUGCUAAAAACGACGUGCGGUGAUGACUACGAGGUUUUAGAAUCGGCUCCAUCCGGUCAUGCUGAUAAAGAUACCGGGCUUGAUGCUGCCGCUUUCGAGACUAUCUUUGCCGAUUUUGAUGUCGGCAGUGAUAUGUCUGCUGAACAAAAGAAAUUCCUCGAGUCAUUGCCGUCUGCUACGGUCCUGGAGGCCCGCCUGAAAUCAUAUCAGGAUCUUAAUAACGAAGUUAUUACAGAGGUUGAACGUUUGAAAACCAGAAACGUUGUUCUGGGUGAAAACUAUCGCCGGGUUGUCAUGGCCUGUACCGGUUGGACUGCUGAUCAAGUUGACGAAGCCGUUGAGGGACUGACCCAGUGUGUGAGAGAAUUGAACGAUAAUCCUAUGCCGGAAGACGAGGUGAUUGAGAUCUUGAUGAAAGAUCGUGGCCAAGACUGUCAGCCUGCGAACAAAAGCAGGGUGUCUCCGAAUACCCGAAAGAUAGACGCUCGAACCGACACUUCGACAUCAAAUAUGCCCAAUUUUGACGAAACAGCUUUCAAUAAAAGUGCCACCGUUGCCUGUGCCAAUGCUGUCACAAACUACACUAGCAGUGUCAAUCCCAGUGGCAUUGUAGCGUGCUACAAUAUUGCCUCUUGGAAUAACUCCACUGGCAUAUUUCAAACCGAUACAAGACUUUAUCAAAAAUCCGCAGCUGUCAAUGAAUUUAAUGGUCUCAACAUGUCGGAUUUUUCUAUGUCGUUUUCCAUACCAGAAGCGAGGCUUUCGUCGCCUAAAAUGAUCCCGAAUACCUUCAUGGAAUCCAGUACACCGAUGCCAAACCAGUUCUUGAUGGGAUUUCAGAAUGUGGGACAGUUGAGUAAGAGUAUUCAAUUUUCAAAACUCACUACCUCCGAUCUUCGAGACCUCAUGAUCCCAGCGAUUACACUCACAGCAAAUACGGGAACAAUGGUCAAUACUUCCCUAGCCUCAGACAUGAUCUCCUACGUGACCGGUCAAUUUGUCCAGGCCGAUGGCACUCCAACCAACAUCACUGCCCCUGAAGCAAACACCAUGGCCACGGCAGUCGCGGCUUCUGCAUCUGUUUUUGUACUCCCAGGCACACAUAUCAUGGUCUUCCCAGUAGGCUUGAUCAUUACUUGUGCGUGGUCCGGCUUGUUCAUCGCUGCUGUGGGCGCGGGGACUGCAGGGAGGUACCAUUAUCGUAUGCAAUAUCGGCGAGCCCAGCCUGGGCAAAGUUUUGCUUUUGGGAAAUAG